Trichophyton benhamiae CBS 112371 is the source of this 2748-nucleotide messenger RNA. RefSeq lists its product as uncharacterized. NCBI's taxonomy places the organism in Eukaryota, Fungi, Ascomycota, Eurotiomycetes, Onygenales, Arthrodermataceae. Gene Ontology annotation, cellular component: nuclear pore. Gene Ontology annotation, biological process: ribosomal small subunit export from nucleus; ribosomal large subunit export from nucleus; mRNA export from nucleus. The coding region runs from base 1 to 2748 and encodes 915 amino acids. The transcript is spliced from 2 exons. Gene Ontology annotation, molecular function: structural constituent of nuclear pore; protein binding. The record is from RefSeq and is a predicted model, not a curated record.
AUGCCGCGAAUCGUGGAUUAUUCUCCUCCGUGGCUCUCCAGGCCUUCUGCAGGUGUUGAUCUCUUCUGUCCUGAAGCAAAGGAUCAGUCGUCGUCGUCGCUUCGCAAUGCGCAGAAAGCUAUUCAAGAGCCUACUAAGGACCCACGACCAGUUCGAACACUUGCUCGAAGGGGUACCGAGGUCUUUACCGUCGUUGAUAACCAGAUCAGAUGGGCAGACCUUGCGAGGUUGAAAGAUGAAUGGAGGAAAGGAGUGAAACAGAAGAGAGAAGAACCCAAUGAAGAGACUAAUGGGGACGACAAGAAGGAGAAUAAUGGUUCCUUAGAGCGGAAUGUUGCCAGGGAAGAACCAGGGGAACAGGAAGAUAAAGAUGCCUCGAAGCCUUCAUAUUAUCGGGUACUGAACACACCUGUAUACGGAAAAAUCGAGCAACUCGCCGUAUCCCCAAAUGGAGCUUUUCUGGCCAUUACAACUACCCAUACCGUUCAUAUCGCGAUAUUGCCAGACAUUUCGCAUCUUUCUGGACCAGAUUACUCCCCCAUUCGCGUCAAAACGUUCCAACUGGGGCCAACCACCCAUGUUAUCCCCGAAUCACCGGUUGUGGCUGUCCUCUGGCACCCCCUAGGCAUACACGAUACCAAUGGUGGUUGCAUAGUUACUGUAACUGCUGAUUCUGCUGUGCGGUUAUGGGAGAUAGAUCGCAAGAACCACUGGUCCUUCGACAGGCCUGCCCUUGCAAUUGAUUUGAAGAAACUUGUUGACGGAACUUCCAUGGACCAGGACUUUACCCCCUUGAGCUUUGGCCAGAAUAAGGGUUUCUCGGCGGAUUCUUUUGAUAUGGAAGUUGCCGCUGCUAGGUUUGGUGGCCAUGGAUAUGAAGAAGAAGAUGCAUGGGCCUCUAUGACGCUUUGGGUAGCCAUGCGGACAGGCGAUGUUUAUGCCCUCUGUCCACUCUUGCCAUCAAAGUGGCAGGCCUCCCCAGUCACUGUUCCAUCUCUUACAUCUUCUAUCGUUCGCGAACUUGCUGUUGCGCAGGCUGAGGCUAUGGAGUCUGAUGACGAGCUCAAGGUAACCCAGCAACAAUACGAAUGGCUCAAGGAGAUGGAUAACCAGGAUAUAUCGGCGGUCGAAGACGAAACGAUGAUUACGGAAAUUCGAGCUCGCCCGACCAAUCCAAGCCCUAUACCGCGGCUCCAAGGCCCUUUCCUGCUUAACUGCGAGGAACUCGAGGAAGACAUGGACAUCACAGAUAUCCUUGUCAUUGCUCCUCGGGCAGACAUUGACGACCUGAUGGCUGGAGAGGAUGAGCCAGAGCUUCUCAGCGAAAACGCCCAGAGUGGGCUUUCUGGCACUGUCAUAUGUCUUUUGACCUCUAUAGGAACGCUUCAUGUGUGUCUUGAAAUGGACGGAGUGAAAGGGCAGUGGCUUCCAAGAACUUGCAAAAAUACAUUUAGCACACCCAUGUCCGAACCCUCUGACCUAUUACUCCUGGAAUCACUGGAAACUGUCCGAGCCAAGGACAGGCAGUCUAACAUGUGGCCUAUGUUUUCGGAAGCCUUUGGAUCUCGAUAUGACUUCUUCGUGACCACUGCUAGGACUGUCAGCCUUUUUUCCUUGUCAUCUUGGGUUCAUCGUGUGGAGCCCGAACUAAGAUCCGAAGAUACCGCUGGCUCAGCAUUCCGUAUAAAUAUUAUCUGUGACGGCGAGAUCGCGGAACGAGAACAGAUGCUGCAAUUACCUCCCACAGAUCUGGCCCCCGAUAGUAGCGAGGAGCAUCUGGCUGCCUGCCUGCCCAUAUUCGACUACGACUUGGGAUACCUAUUGUUGUCUUUCUCACCUUCCAAGCCGUGUGCUGUCUUGCUUGACUCCCCUGAGUAUGAAGACUUCAGGGCAUCCAUGGCCCCUUCAGACUCCGAGGAAGCACCAGAGAGCCAUGUACCCGUACCAGCUCAUACACGCCCGCCAUACCAGGUCCCAUCUGUCUUAUACUUACAGUCUCCCCUCGUUUCUUUUGUUGCAGACCAUGUUCCCCACGGGCAUAAACAUACCCUUAAGGAGCCUGUUCGUCUAUCACCAUCAACUUUGGAACUUUUCACAUCCGCUCACAGGAUCUUGAGCGCAUAUACCCAUGCACUAGAAGUUGCAGCCUCUGAUCUUUUCCGCCGCUGUGAACGGUUACAGGGUGAGAUGCGCGGGCAACUUACGCAGCUCGUUGAGAUCGGUGAAAGAAUACAGGAUGUCUCAAACGGCACAGUUAGGGGAACUGUGAAGAGACCUCCCGUGGAUCGUGAACAGGCACUUAGUUCAAGGCUGAGUGCGGCCCAAUCGAGACAAGCGGAGCUUACGGAACGAUACAAUAACAUCCGACUUAGAAUCAUCAAGGCUGGAGGACGACCAAUAAGCGACAAGGAAAAAGCAUGGAUGAAGGAAGUUGAUACACUAUCUACUUCGAUCAGUGAAGAGGAUGGAAAGGCCAAGGGUGAAUUAACAGAACGGCUUGAAACGGUAUGCUAUUUUCGUUACUAUAUAUACAAAUGUCGUGGAAUUUGUACUAACGCAGCAUUGAAGGCAACCACGAUAGCUAAGGAACUACUGUCUGAGAUGAAGAAUAUCCCUGAUGUCGUCGACUCGACCCCUUCAACGACCAACACUACACAUCCCAAGGUGCCACAGAGACUACAGAAGGCCAAAGUCGCAGAUGCCAUGAGUAUGGUUGAACGAGAGUAUGUCCACUAUUCUUAUUAUUAA